AUGUAUGACGAUUCUGACUACUCCUCGCAUGACUCGGAGUUUGAGACCGAUAUCUCCACCCGGAGAACAGGUAUCAGAACUCAUGUUCGCGAGCGCUCUGUCUCUCGUCACCGCCGCCCGGAAAUCAUCUCUCGCGAGUUCUUAGCACCAAUCCGAUCCACCCGCAUGCACCGGUCGGCCUCGACAGGCGGUAGUCGACGCCACGAGCGCGGCCCACCAGCGGCACCUGCCCCACCACCAGCGGUGAUGAUCUUCAACGAGCAAGGGCUGCAGUCAGAGAGUCGCUCGGAGAACAAGCCCCAGUCUCGACGGGUGCACCACGAGUUCAACGAAAAGCACAGUCAUAACCAUAAACACAACCACUUCGAUGACGAACAUGACGAAAUUUUUCAGGCGCCGGUCGCCCCGCGCCGCCGUCAGCGCGCCGUCAGCAGCGUCUCGCGCGAUGCCUCUGCGUCCCCCUUCCAACGUGACCACGAGCUAGCCAUCAGCCAGCGCAUAUUGGAGCGCAAUGAUCUCCGGCAGGACAUGGGUCAGCACAUCCUGGAACGCAGUGAUCUUCGGCAGGGCGUAGGUCAGCACAUCCUGGAACGCAAUGAUCUCCGGCAGGACGUGGGCCAGCACAUCCUGGAACGCAGUGAUCUUCGGCAGGACGUGGGUCAGCAAAUCCUAGAACGCAAUGAUCUCCGGCAAGACGUGGGUCAGCAAAUCCUAGAACGCAAUGAUCUCCGGCAGGACUUGAGUCAGCAAAUCCUGGAACGCAACGAUCUCCGGCAGGACUUGGGUCAACAAAUCCUAGAACGCAAUGAUAUCCGGCAGGACUUGGAUAUCUGGAAGCAUCAGCAGGAGAUCGAACGGCUGCAGCGGGAGCUGCAGAAGUCUCGUGGGCGCAGCGACCACGAGCGCGAGAAAAUCGUUGUGAAUCCGCAACCCAAUCCGCACGAGUCUCGGCUGCUCAGGGAUCCGCAUGAAUCUCGGCUGCUCAGGGAGGAGCUCGAGUACGAGGACGAGAUUUCAGAGCGGCUGCGUAAGCUGCAGAGGCUCGAGCGCAAGCAUCAGUCCGCGGAGGAGGAGCGCAAGGCCGAGGAGCGCUAUCAGCUCAAGAGGCUUGCGGCGGAGAAGAGGGCCGCUGACGAGGAAGAAGAGGUUAGACACAAACUGGAGCAGGAGAAACUGAGGGACCUUGCGCGCAAACAGGAUGAGAAGGGACAGAGGGAGAAACUUGUGCGGGAGGAAAGAUGGAAGGAGCUUGCAAGGGUGAAGGAGGAGGAAGAGGAGAGGGAGAAGCUUGUGCGGGAGGAAAGGUGGAAGGAGCUUGCAAGGGCGAAGGAGGAGGAAGAGGAGAGGGCCAAGCUUGUGCGAGAGGAGAAGUGGAAAGCGCUUGCUCGGCAGAAGGAAGAAGAGGAGGAGCAUGAGAAACUGGUUCAGGCGAUUCGAGAUGAGGACAUGCGCAAGGCGAGGGAGGCCGAAGAGAAGAGGAAUAAGGAGCUCGCUAUGAAGGCUGCUGCUGUUGAGGAGUGGAAGGCUGAACAAGAGCGGAUCAAGCAGAGACAGGCGGAGGAGGCGAUCCGGAAGGCGAAGGAUUUCCGCGAUCGCCUUCGCAGCAUCGGCUAUUCCGAGGAGGAGAUUGACGCUAUCAUCAACAAGAAGGAGGAGAAGAAGGAAGAGAAGAAGGAAGAGAAGGAGGAGGAGAAGAAGGAGGAGAAGAAGGAGGAGAAGAAGGAGGAGAAAAAGGAGGAGAAGAAGGAAGAAAAGAAAGAAGAGAAAGAGACUAGGAUCACAUGGAUCAAGGUCCAUCGCAAGCACUUGCUACCAGACACCUUGACCGCUUACGGUCUGCCUUGGGACUGGGACGAGAGCGACCCCAACUACAUCAUCAUCAAAAGAUGGAUAGACGACGACUUCCAAGAAGAGCUCUUCGCCCACACCCAACGUCUUCGCGAGGGCAAGUUCAUCGCUCAGAGAUCCCACUCGACGACUGAAUUGAAAGUCAAUGACCGCAGAAAGGACAGACUGUUCCUGGUUCGGAAGAAGAGCCCUUCAGGCCGGGUGCGCAUCUUCGGAUAA
Penicillium digitatum Pd1 is the source of this 2067-nucleotide messenger RNA. RefSeq lists its product as uncharacterized. NCBI's taxonomy places the organism in Eukaryota, Fungi, Ascomycota, Eurotiomycetes, Eurotiales, Aspergillaceae. The record is from RefSeq and is a predicted model, not a curated record.